Molecule: messenger RNA, 1959 nt
Organism: Penicilliopsis zonata CBS 506.65
Lineage: Eukaryota; Fungi; Ascomycota; Eurotiomycetes; Eurotiales; Aspergillaceae
Exons: 4
Coding region: 157-1836 (559 amino acids)
Source: RefSeq, a predicted model, not a curated record
CAGCUCGAAUGGUCAUCGAGUGGCGAACCGGUUCUUAGACUUCCCGCGGCACUAGGUGUUCCACAGUGGCUCAAGGCUGAUGUCAAACACCUAGAGGAAUACCGACAGAAUACCGGCCCUGGACGGCGGGACGUGAACUUUGAAUACGUCGAGUACAUGGAGACAGUCGUGAUCAAUGAGGAAUGGAGACAGGAAGUUCCCAGACCCAGUUCACCCUCUGCCUUGCAAAGAGCGUGUUUCGAUGUCUUGUCUAUUGUUAUGCAAGCUCUUCCGGAGCGGUAUAUUGAAAUAGCCUGGGAAGAAACCGAAUCUCAGUUCUGGGAGCUCAUCGAGUCAGCGUGUGUCCCCUUGCUGAGCGUUGUGACCGUCAAUGAUAUCAUUGGGCAUAUCUAUGGGUUUCCUGAACUCUCCAAGGGCCAGUACCUGUCCUGCAUGCUUCAGCUCAUCCUACGCAUUAGACGGCAUCUGGGUAACUCUGCUCCAGAAAACCUCGAGAAGCUCACAAAUGAUGUCCUGGUAGCCAUACGUGGAGCAGUGGAACAUAGAGAAUUCAAAUGUUUAAUGGUUUUGGUGGACCUGCACAAAAUUCUCGACAGAGGGGGUCAGUCCAGUGAGAUUGAAAGUCUGGCGAAGAGCUACCAGGACAUUCUGGAUCCCAGAACGAAUGGUUAUAUUGGAAUUGCCCUGCAGUUCAACUGUAGAGCAAUGCCCGCAUCUCAGCACUGUACCUGGUGGUCUCCAUUAACACCGCAUUCCCCAUCCUCAAUUGAGAUCAUCACUCUUGCCACUAUCAUGCCCAUACAGCCUCCUAUAGCUCAAGGUGAGAGGGAUUGGGAUAAAGUCAGUGGGCAGAUAAAGGCUGUUUUGGGAUUUGAAUUUUCCCGCAGGAAAGCCUUCAUGGAGGCUUUGAAAUUGCUGAAUUCGGCUGCGACAGAUCUUCAGGCAUCUCUAGAGAUCAACUCGACGGAACUCAUUCUUACAAUAACGGAACUUGUGAACUGCUGCAACAUUCUAUGGGACUACGAAUUAGCCAACAAAUGGGUUCGAUGGAUACUUCAACUUGAAUCAGACUUACAUGAUACAAGUCUGGAGGUCAAAAAGACGAUCGAAAUGUCAAAUUCACCCAGUAGGUAUAUUCAUCUGUUGCUCGGAUGGGUAGACCUGCUGGUCGGAACCGGAAGUUAUGACGUCGCUGAAAUGCUGCUCGAAGCAUUAAUAUCCAAACGAAUGAAGACCAGUGCUGCGACACAGAUGAUUCUACAUCUUAGGCUGCUAAAAGUCUAUCGACAGCGAGAAAAGGACCACAGACAUUAUCCAGCCAUGGUACUCUUAAAAAGAAUGGCUCAGAUCCUUCCCAAAGUAUCGAAUCCUCUCAUAGAAGAGUGUCUGGAGGAGGUACUAUGUUGGUUGCUCACCCUUACACAAGAAGAUCGGGCGGCGGCACUUAACUUCGGAAAGGUGCUGGGUAUCCUACUGAAUACUCCAAAAAUCAAAUCAUUGGUUGGAGUGAGGGAAGAUAGUUCACGGGUUGUCUUCAAUCUCAAAGAGAUGGAAAGGCUUUCCAAGAAGUUAGAUAUAAUUGCUUUGGUUGGUCCUGCGUCCCACCUGGGAAAGAGGAUCUUGGAGGAGUUUCGUCAGGCAGACGUCCGCCUUGUCGAAAGGCUCGCAACAGCGAACUGGCAAAGAUAUCUCAGGAUCCAAACCCUUCAGGAUUCCGACCUUGAUACACAUCCAGCACCCGUCAGACUGCCUUCUUCUCCACGCAUCAACUCAUUGAAAAAUCCCUGGCUAAAUCCCUGUGCUUGGUCUGCGGAAAAGGUUUCGCUGGGAGUCUGACUGUGAAUCAACAAAGUCUCAGAAAUCAUAUACUUCAGGAUCUGCAACCAUACAUUUGUCUCUUCCCUAACUGCUGGACUCAAGGCACGACCUUUUCGUUUCGAGCCGAGUACGAAAGCCAUU